AUGGCGGGGAUUGCAGUGGAUAGCGAGGCCUGGUUUUUGGAGCGUUGCCAGAAGGUCAAACUCAGCGAGUCCACCAUUCGCACUCUUGUCGAUGCGGGAUUCAAGAGCUUCGGAACCUUGGCUUUUGCUGUGUCUACCACGCCGACACAAUUGGAUGAAGCCGAUGUGAAGCGAUGGAUGGGAAACAUUUUUCCACAUGACUUCCCGCCUGAUCAGUCCUCUAAGGUGAGACGUUUGAUGUUUGAAGCCCAGAACCUAAGCGUGGCUGACAUGAAGGCACGCGUGGAACCUGCCGCUGACACAGCUGCGGUUCGUGCUAUGCCCAAUGCGGAGCGCUUGGCCCGCCAGGAGGCCUUGAAGAAGCGUGUCACGGGCCUCAUUCUUUCGCCUGAAACCUUGCCAGCUCAUUCCGUUGUGGACACUCUUGUCAAACAACUCGAGGAUGGAGUCCUCCAGUACUUGCCAGCCUAUCGCAUCAUCAGCCGUGCCCAGGAAGCUCAGAUGUUGAAGAAAGACCAGCAAGUGGUGGUUGAUGGCGAGGGGAACUUGAAGAUGGCGAGCAAAGCCGAAUCUGCCACUUGUGACACGCACACUGACUUAGCUCUGCGCAACGCUUGGACUCGUCGCUCGCUGGCAUAUGAUCUCGCCGGCUUGUGCAGCUUUCAGGUGCUUGAGGAGUGGUGUCACAAAUGCUUCCUUGCCUUGAUGAGGCCCGUGCCCAGUGGUUACUCCAAAGUAACCACUCAUCAACUUAUUGCUGCCGACAGGCACCUGUUCACGCUGGCUUCGCAUGCGCUCCUUGGAAAACUUGCCGGCGAGCCCGGCCGUGAGAAGCCUUUGGAAACCCAGAUCAAGCUGUUGUCCGAGUCGCAAGAGGUUUUGCAGUACCUUAACGCUCUCCCUACUCCUCCUCCUUCUGCCCCCUGGCCAGGCAAGCGCAAAUGGGAUGACCCCAAAGGCGGUGAGAAGGGCGAUAAAGGGAAAGGUAAGGGGAAGGGCAAGUCGUCUAAGGGUGAGGUUCGCAAGGAGUUCACAGUGCCCGACGGCUGUGUCAGCCGCGUGAACGACAAGCCUGAAGGUGCCGCUUUCGAGUUAACUCCAAGAACCGUUGCGGCCGUGGUUUCCACAUCUGUUGGAGGGCUGGGUGUGGUGGCGACCACCCUGGCCAUCUGUGCACAAAGGGGUCUUGACUCCGGGCGGGGGGCGAACUCUGUUGGCUUAGGUCCCGAAGCCCUUGCCGAGCAACUUCUUCGAAAGCCAACCUUGGAAGCCUUUGAUGUUUUGCGAGUUUUCGACCUCUUGCCCAGAAAUCCAUCUAAACGAGAUGCCUUCCAUCACCGAAGCUUUGGUUGCGGUGCCUGGGUGUUCGGGUCCCAGAUCGGAAUUCGUACAGAUACUAAGUCUUUUCCAAAGAGCUCCGCUCUCUUUUGCCGUUAUGUUCACCAAGUGAAUCCUCACCACACCUUUUCCAGCCUGGUCUUGCUCGAUGAUGUUCAAAGCCCACUCCAUGUGGACUGCAACAAUGACCGCUCCUCCUGGAACCUUGUCAUCCCCUUGACCCGAUUUCGCAAAGGCUACAUCUGGGAAGAAUGCGAAGGAGGGGCUGACCGCUUUGAAGACGCUUCUGGCACUUUUUGGGGGCGUCUGCAUGAUGUAUCCGCCGGACCAGUCUUGCUUCAUGCCGCCGUGAACCGCCAUGCUGUUUUGCCUUGGGAAGGCCGCAGGGUUGUGCUGAUUGCCUUCACCCCCCGGGAUAGUCCCAAGCUUCCCCUUGCCGACCGUGACUGGCUGGGUGACAUUGGCUUCCGCCUACCCUCCUCAUCCGCCUUGCCCACCCUUGGCCCGCCCAAACUCUUUCUCGAGGUCUUCUCCGGGUCCGCGACCCUGGCUCGAGCCGCCCAGAGGCUCGGGUUCACGGCCGUUGCUGUUGAUAACUGUCCCCGGCGUCCUCAAGUUCCCACGGUUCGCCUUGACCUUGCUUCCGAUAUGGGCCGCGAUGCCUUGUUUCGUUUGCUGCAUGACAAAAAGCCUGCCGCGGUGCAUCUAGGCCCCCCUUGUGGCACAUCGUCUCGGGCCCGUGAGCGGCCCUUGCCGGCCAAGUUACGCGCCCUCGGCCUCCGUGACCCUCGGCCGCUUCGGAGCGCCGACUUUCCCCUCGGCUUGCCUCACAUUGACCCCGCCAGCCCUGAUGGUUUGCGCCUCGCCGCUGCCAAUCGUCUUUAUGACUUGGUCUUUCAUGUCCUGCUUUGGUGCGCUGAGCACGACUGUGUCUUCACUCUUGAAAACCCCUCGAACUCGUGGUUCUGGAGUGUGCUGGCCUUGAAGGUCCGAAUGCACGCUUCGCCCAAGGUCCGCCGCUGGUUCAGUGACUUGCAUGAGAUCAUCUUCGACGCUUGUGAGCACGGUGGCGCUCGUCCCAAGUCCACCAAGCUCCUCAGCAACCGGGCUGCCUUUGGCAGCCUUCGUGCCCGCUGCAGCGGCCGUCAUGUGCACGAACCUUGGGGCGUCAGCUGGCGUGCUGGCGGUUGGGUGUGGUCCACUCACCUCGAGGCCCAGUAUCCUGUUGUGUUGGCUGCUCGCUGGGCCGCAUGCUUUGCUUCUGCUUGCCAUGUCUCCCCUGGCCCGACCGAGGCCCCCGACCCGCGCUUGCAGUCUCUUUCCGCGGUGGGACGCCAAACCCGUAAGCAUAAGCCCUUGGUUUCCGAAUAUAAAUUCGUGCGCAUCAUGCCCCGCGGCCAAAUUCCCUCAUCCGGUUGCAAGGUCCUCGGCGCGCCUCCCGUGCAAGGGGGUGAUUCGGGGGAGGUCGCCGAGGCUCUUCCUGAGACUUCCCCAGACAGCGAGGGGCUUGGUUUGGAUAGGGGUGAGGAUUGCCAGGUUGGUUUCUACAGGGAUCCUUGUGAAUGGUUCCAGGCUGCUAAGAAAGUGUGCCACCCUCUUGACUCCGAAAACAAACUCCCAAAGGAGCUGAAAGCUUCUCUUGAGGCCAACAUGGUAGCUGAUCGCCGAGCCCUCUUUCUUCGUCGAAAACUUGCACUGAUGAAAGCAGAGAUCCUUUCCAAAAAGUUGGAACAAGACGAAAGCAAACUUCACUCAGCGAUGCCAUCGUGGAUGCAGACCGUGAUGCAAGGCAAGAGGAUCCUACUUCUGGAGUCUUUGCUGCGACAGCACAAUUUCGAUGACAUGGAGGCAAUCGAGCUUUUGAAGUCGGGGGUGAAGUUGUCGGGUGUGUCCGAAUGCCCUGCUGCCUUUGAUGUCAAAGUGAAACCUGCCACGUCUACCGAAGCGGAGCUCCGUCAAGUCGCUCCCUUGAAACGGGCAGCGCUACUUUUGGAAAAUCGGGCUUCCGAUCCCGAGCUAGAACGCGAUCUGCUGAAGGUGACCAUGGACGAAGCGAAGGCUGGAUGGCUUCAGGGGCCUUUCAGCAGUGAAACGGAAGUUUCUGAGCAUCUGGGGAGAACAGAUUGGAGUUUGAUGCGAAGGUUUGGCGUUCGACAAGGAGGCAAACUGAGACCGAUUGACGAUGCCUGCGAUUCCGACUUGAACUGCACUUUCACCAGCACCAUGAAGCUAAAGUUACAGGACGGCGACUUCUGCAUUUCUUUGGCCAUGGAAAUCGCAAAGCGCGUGAUGGGAAAGCCGGGAGUCGUUCCCAGAGAGUGGAGUGGCCGAUGCCUUGAUCUAAGUGGUGCUUACAAACAGAUGGCAGUCUGUGAGCAACAUCGGAGCUUGUGCGUUCUGCUUCUGCGUGAUGCCGAUGGCCGCCCAAUCUUUUUCAUUUCUUCAGCAUUG
This is a messenger RNA of Symbiodinium natans, 3789 nucleotides long. The record is from the annotation of a GenBank genome assembly. Lineage: Eukaryota; Dinophyceae; Suessiales; Symbiodiniaceae.